This is a messenger RNA of Mesocestoides corti, 1405 nucleotides long. NCBI's taxonomy places the organism in Eukaryota, Metazoa, Platyhelminthes, Cestoda, Cyclophyllidea, Mesocestoididae. The record is from the annotation of a GenBank genome assembly.
GGCGAGAGCUUGCUACGCGGAUGCCGAUGUUUACCUGUUGGACGACCCGUUGGCGGCGGUGGACGCGCACGUUGCGAACCACUUGCUGACUCACGUUAUCGGUCGUCGGGGUUUGUUGGCAGGUAAGACAAGGAUCAUUGCAACGCACCAUCCCGGUGCCAUCGCCGAGUCGGACCAAGUUGCUUUGCUUGUCGGUGGCCGCCUCGUGGAAUACGGCACGUACUCAAAGCUGAUAGCUAAGAAGAACAGUCAGCUAAAUAUAUUCCUGCGAAGCAAGGAGCUGCGCAAACGACUCCUCUCCGACCAAGUGGACAGUGAGCAGGUGCCGAAUAGGUCGUUGGAGUGGUCACUCACGAGCCUCAGAAAGCGAUCAUGCUCUGAAUCCUAUCCAACAGCGCAUAACGCCAUUCCAGGAGAUUACGCUGAGUGCGUGGACGUUGGAAGUUACUUUUGGCUCCUAUUUCUUUCCCCUCUAGCAUUAUUGCAGGAGGAUCAGGCAUGGCACGCGGAACACGAGCAAGACGACACGGUUUCCGUCCACAGCAGACCCGACUCCCCCGAGUUUGACAUCAUUCGAUUGAGGAGCAUUACGGUUAAGGAGGCGAAAAGGAGCGACGCAAAGGCAGAUAUUCCCUACAAAUCGGUGGAGGAAGGUGGGCAGGACCAAUCCAGGAACAAGCCGAAGAAGACCCUGGAGGAGACCAGCGCCACCGGACGAGUCAAGUUCGCGGUCUUUUGGAUUUACAUCCGCAGCAUUGGAAUAGGUAUUCUUCUGGCUGGUGUAUUCUUGCUUCUGAUGAACCAAAUCGCGUGGCUUGGUAGCAACAUCUGGCUGGCCGAGUGGUCUGGCGACUCCGCAAGGAAUAAGAACCUCACCGACUCGGCCAAUGCCACCGGUACCAUGGAUGGCCAAAGCUACAGAGACGAGGUGGCCAGAAUGAAUAGUCUGAGGAAUCUGCGUUUGGGCAUCUACGGUUUGAUUGGUCUGGCCCAAGUUAUUUUCAACCUCUUUGCCUGUGUGCUGCUGGCAAUUGGCGGUAUGCAUGCCGUCACGUUGCUUCAUCACGGCCUCCUGAAGUGCAUUCUGCACGUUCCAAUUAGCUUUUUCGAUUCGACCCCACAGGGUCGGAUAAUGAAUAGAUUCUCGAAUGAUUUCGCCACGGCUGACAGUCAUUUGAUACGGUCGUUUCGCGCCAUGACAACAACAUUGUUCUCCUGCCUAAUCACGUUCGCGCUGUGCGCUCUACCUAGCGCCUACAUUCUCAUUCCCCUCGUGUUCUUAUUGGCUUUCUAUUGUGUCAUGCAGAACCUGUUUGUGACCACGAGCCGUCAGCUGAAGCGCCUCGACUCGGUGAGCAAGUCGCCGAUCUUUUCGCACUUCGCCGAGACCCUCCUGGGUGUGGAC